Messenger RNA from Mucor velutinosus, 450 nucleotides. RefSeq lists its product as uncharacterized. NCBI's taxonomy places the organism in Eukaryota, Fungi, Mucoromycota, Mucoromycetes, Mucorales, Mucoraceae. The record is from RefSeq and is a predicted model, not a curated record. The coding region runs from base 1 to 450 and encodes 149 amino acids. The transcript has a single exon.
AUGAUGGAAUACCAUCACUCUUCAGACACAAGCCAUCCUUAUAGUGCUUCCUGCGGUUAUUGCCACCACGAUGAAAUCACACACUACACAUUUGGCGAAGACUCCAGUAUGACUAGCCCGCUUUUUAUAAAUACCAUCGUAAAUCAGCCAAAGGAAGAGCCCUAUCGUUAUAACUACCUACUCAAUCUGAUGACUGCGCCUGACAUGAGUGCCUAUUUAACGGUAGCAAAUGAUGAUAUCUACGCACUGCCUAUUCAUUUACAAAAGCUGAUCAUUGAAGCAAAAGAGGAGAUUGUCUUGAAACAUGUAGAAAAGCCUGCUCAAAUUCGAUUGCAAAAAGUAAGAAAUCACAUCUGGAGGCGAGCUGAUGGCGAUUUUGCUAUUCUAAUGAACAUGCUGAUUGAGCUCGUUUCUGAUGAAGAUGAAUUGGAGGAUCUAUUGAGAAUGUAA